CUUAAAACCACUACUAUUUGUCUAUUCAUUAUGUCUAUGAUCGUAGUAAAAUUUGAUUGGUCAAUAAUAUUGUAACCAAUCAGAAAGCUCCAUAAAGACAAACAACCUUGAACGAAGAGUUAAACAGAGAAAAUUUUGAAAUACACUUUAUUUAUUUAUUUCAUCAAUGUUAUGGAUCGUGAAAGGGACGAAGAGGAAACCUCACUGAUUGUUAUAGGCGCAGGCCUUGGUCGUACAGGAACUAACAGUCUAAAGAUAGCAUUAGAAUUACUUUAUAAAAAACCAUGUUAUCAUUUAAAAGAAAUAUACUUACAUCGACAUUCACAUAUUGCAAAAUGGAUGGAAUUAGAUAAAAAUCUUCGUGAAUCACCUGAUAAAAAGUUGGAUAAAGCAUUAUGUCGUCAAAUAUUUCGAGGAUAUAUAGCUGCUAUUGAUCAUCCUGCAUGUGCAUAUUAUAAAGAAUUGUUAGAGUUAUAUCCUAAUGCAAAGGUUAUCUUAACUGUUCGUGAUCCAGAAAUAUGGCUUGCUGGUUGUCGUUCAACUAUCCUACCCAGAGAUAUUGAUCAACCACGUUCAUUAUCAUUUCGUCUACUUCGCCAAUGUAUUGGUCUCAGCCAAUUUCAUGAAUUAUUUAUUAUGAAUUGGCGACGUGUAUUUGGUGAAGAAAUGGAUUUUUCCAAUGAUACCUUAAUGUUAAAUGGUUUUGUUAAUUGGAAUCAAAAUGUCAUUAAAAAUAUUCCAUCCGAGCGUUUAUUAAAAUUUGAUAUUAGUCAAGGUUGGGAACCAUUGUGUAAAUUUUUAAAUAUGCCUAUACCUGAUUAUCCAUUUCCACAUGUGAAUGAAUACAAUGAAUUGAAACGUUUAAUUAAACUGGAGAAACGUGUUUUAAAAUUUGUACAAUGGAUAUUACCUGUUGUGGUGAUUAUUUUCUUAGCUUAUCUACUUUAUAAACUUGUACUAUAAUGUAGGGAGUAGUCAAAAUAAGCGAGUGAGUGAGUAAAUGAAUGACUAUGCAGUAUAUUGAUUUUUUUAUUAUUACUAUUUAUUUUAUGAUAUACUUUGUAAUAAUGUCUUCUUUUGUUGUAUUCAACAUGUUUAUUAUUUUUGUUAGUAGUAGUGGUUGUUGUUGUUGUACAAGUUGAUUUUCUCUCGUCCCCCGUCUGAACCCACCCACCCCCGCCCACUUCGCUCCUUUGCAUCCUUCUGUUGUGUUGUGUUUUUUAAAAAUUUGUUUGUUUGAGUUGUGCUCACUCUUACUCUCCUUCCUUUUCACCUUCAUUUACUGUCUUUUUGAUAUUAGUGUGAGUGUGUGUAUAGUUUGAUUACUUCUGUCAAGACACGCCUAUAUUUUCUGUGUGCCUUGUAUAUAUAUUACUAGAUUGGUCAGUUUAAACGAUAUGUAAUAAAAUGCAGCACAUUUUUUAAACUCGU
Messenger RNA from Trichobilharzia szidati, 1431 nucleotides. The record is from the annotation of a GenBank genome assembly. Lineage: Eukaryota; Metazoa; Platyhelminthes; Trematoda; Strigeidida; Schistosomatidae.